UUCGGAUCCAGUCUAUCCAACGACGUUGAACCAAAAAGCCGCUCUGGUGCUCACACGUGAAUGAUCAAACGUGUCGUGUUAUAAACCACUUUCAUAUUAUAAACCAAUAUCAAAGUCAAAAAUUCUUUUUAAUUUAUUAAAUAUUUUUAUAUUUAAAAAAAAACUAUAAAGUUAAAAAUUCAUUUUUUAAUUUAAAUAUUUAAUUUAAAAUUUAUACAGUGUGUUUUUUUUUGUUUAAUUAUUAUUUUUUAACGUUAUUUAUAUUUUGGAUAUUUACGUGAAAUUUUUUUUUAAUUUCACGCUGAAAAAAAUACAAGGUGUCAAAGAGAAGAUCUCAUUAUUAAAAAAUAUAACCGGCAAUUUGAUGCGCUGAGAAUGCCCGAGGAUUCACGUCACCGUCGUGACGCCUCGUUGCUGACGACGUUAAUUAUAAUUUUUGUCAUCUCAACCUUGACAUCAAUUCUCCAAGCAGAGCCAUUGUUAAAGACUGCAGGAAGAUGUCCAUCAUUAACUGAAACAAGCUAUUGUCCAUCACGUGCAGCACCAUGUAGUUUUAGUGAUUUUGAAUGUUCAAGUCCAAAUGAAAGAUGUUGUGAGACAGUAUGUGGUUUACGUUGUGUACAAGGUGAAUUAACUGGUUGUGAACAACUUGCAAUUGCAGCAACAAGACGUUCACGUGGACUUGGUAAUAAUGGACAAAUACAAUUUAUACCACAAUGUAAUAAUGAUACUGGUGAAUUUGAAAAAAUUCAAUGUGAAGUAUCAGAAAAAAAUUGUUGGUGUGUUGAUGAAUAUGGUAGUGAAUUAGCUGGUACAAGAGCAUCUGGAAGAGAAUUUGUUGAUUGUAAUAAUCCAAAAAUAUGUCAAGCCCAUUCUUGUCGUAUGUUUUGUCCACUUGGAUUUGAGAUUGAUAAAGAAAGUGGUUGUCCAAAAUGUGAAUGUCGUGAUCCAUGUCGUGGUUUUGUAUGUCCAGGUAAUGGUCAAACAUGUGAACUUAUUGAAUCAAUAUGUGCACGUCCACCAUGUCCACCAAUACCAAGUUGUCGUAAAGCAAAAUCAUUAUCAACAGUAUGUCCACGUGGUGAGCCAUUACAAAUAACUGAUACAGCAAGACCAUUUUUAUGUGGUAUAACACCUGGUAAACCAACAUGUCCACCAUUGUAUACUUGUCAAGUUGAAAAAAAACAAGAAUACGGUGUAUGUUGUCCAUCAAGUAAUAAAUUUGAAAGACCUGGUACAUGUCCAAUAAAUGAACCAAUUACUUGUGGUAAUAUUUGUCAGCAUGAUUUAAAUUGUCCUGGACCACAAAAAUGUUGUAACAGUGAUAAAUGUGGUGGUCGUGUAUGUUCACAUCCAAUUGGUUUGAGUCGUUGUAGAAAAAAUCGUAUGCUAGCUGAAAUGUUGAGUGUAUCAGAAAAUGAAGGACGUGGAUAUGUGCCACAAUGUAAUCUAGAGGGAGAAUAUGAACCAAGACAAUGUUCAAGAAAUGGUUUAGUUUGUUGGUGUGUUGAUAAUGAAGGACAAAAAAUUUCUGGAACAAUGGGACCAUCUGAAAAUGUAACAUGUCAAGUAACUGAAUCACGAGGUCGUUCACUUGCACCAGUAUCUUGUGCAUUACAACAGUGUGCUCAAGUAUGUCAGUAUGGUUUUAAAGUUGAUGAAGAUGGUUGUUCAACUUGUGAAUGUGAUGAUCCAUGUAAAGGAUAUCCAUGCCCAGAAGAUCAAGAAUGUACACUUUAUCGUGAAAACGGCUGUCCGGAUUUUCUUUGUCCAACAAGACCUGAAUGUAGACCAAAAAAAACUUAUAAAAGUCCAUGUACAACUGGUGCACCAUUGAUUGAUGACAGUGGUAAUGCAAUUAUAUGUUCAGUCAAUAAUACUUGUCCUGUUGCUCAUGAUUGUACAUUAGUUCCUGAUGCUGGACAAUCAGUAUGUUGUCCAGUUACAAGUUUCAUACAAAAAGCACCAACAAUGUGUGAAUACUUGAGGGAUUUUAAUGAACGUAUGGAGGGUACUCGUGAGGGUAUGACUCUGGCAAUACCAUCACCAAAAUGUUCCCAAGAUGGUACAUGGAAAUCUCUUCAGUGUAAUAAUUCAACUUGCAAUUGUGUUAAUGAAUAUGGUGUUGUAUUAUUGAAAAAUAUAAAUACAACAUUAAUUAAUUGUGAUAAAAUACGUUCAACACGUAUUUGUAAUAAAAUUGAUUGUGAGUUAGAAUGUCCAUAUGGUUAUAUUGUUGAUAAAAAUGGUUGUGAUACAUGUAAAUGUAAUGAUCCAUGUGAAGGAGUACAAUGUGAUACACGUGAAACAUGUACAAUUGUUGAUGUUAAUUGUGGUGAUGGUAUAAAUUGUCCACAAGUACCAGCAUGUCUUGCAUCAAAACCAGGACAAUGUCCAUAUCUUGUACCAAGUUCAUCAAGUUGUGAGGUACAUUGUAGUAAUGAUAUUGAAUGUAGUGAUAAUAAAAAAUGUUGUUCAACUGGUUGUGGUACACAAUGUGUAUCACCAUUUGUUGCAACAGCAUGUCAACAUGCACAAGCUGUUGCUGAACAUGCUGCUAGAGAAUCUGGUGAACCAGCAAGAAGAUCAUACAUACCAAAAUGUAAUGAUAAAGGCUCAUUUGAAAAAGUACAAUGUCACAUGGGUUUAUGUUGGUGUGUUGAUAAUGAAGGACGUGAAAUUGCUGGUACAAGAGGACCAAAUAAUAUAACACAAAUAUGUAAUAAACCAGAUAUAUGUCCAAUAAUUGAGUGUGAUAUUGAUUGUCCAGAUGGUCUUGAUUUAGAUUCAUCUGGUUGUCCAAUUUGUUCAUGCAGAAAUCCAUGUAAAACAAUUAAUUGCCGUGGUGAAAAUGAAGCCUGUCGUAUGGUUGAAGUUGCAUGCAGUGUACCACCAUGUCCACCUGUACCAGUAUGUUUACCUAAAAAAGAUAAUCCAUGCCCAAAUGGAUCACCACUUAUAACACAAAAUGGUGUACCAGCAAUUUGUGGACCACAUGGAAGACAUUGUCCAUCAACUCAUAAAUGUGAAUUAUCACCACUUGAUGAAUAUGCUGUUUGUUGUCCAAAACCACGUGAUGUUUGUUUUGAACCACCAAAAAUUAUUGAAUGUAAUAGCAAUAAUGAUAUGAAUAAUACAAAACGUUGGUAUUUUGAUCCAGAAAAAAAUGAAUGUAUCAGUAAAAUUGGAUGUUCAAUUGGUCAUAAUGAUUUUUCAAGUAAAUUUGUUUGUGAUGAUGUAUGUCCAGUAUUAACACCAUGUGAAUUACAAAGAGAAAGAAAUUUAAAAAAUUCACAAAGAAUUAAAAAACCAUCAUUUUUACCAAGAUGUGAUGCUGAAACUGGUGCAUGGGAAUCAGUACAGUGUCUUGAACAUGUUGGUGUAUGUUGGUGUGUUGAUAAAAAAGGUGUAGCAAUAAAAGGAUCACUUGUACGUGAUGAAGAACCAAAAUGUAAUUUUAGACAAGCAAGAAAAGGUCGUGGUCCAUCAGAUGACAUUGAUAUUGAUCCGGAAAUAUCAGCUUAUAUUGAAAAUGCAUUAGUUGGUGUUGUUGAGCAAGAAAGAGAGGAAGAAGAGGAAGAAGAAGAUGAUGAUGAUAUGGAAAUUGAAAAACAUAAACAAGAAGAUGAACAACAACAACAAAUAAAUAGAAUUAUGGUAACAAGAUGUGAAGCUAUGAAAGAAAAAGGACAUGUACCAACAACUUGUGAUAUUGAUGGAAAAUUUGAACCAACUCAAUGUGCUGGUGAUACUUGCUGGUGUGUUGAUGAAGCUGGUAAUCAAAUAAGUGGAUCAGAACCAUUUUACAAAGGCACCAGAAUGUGUGUUAUGACAAUGAUUGAAGCUGUUGAAGUAACACUACGUUUUCCUGGACAUUUUAUAAGUGAUGAUACAAAUCGUUUUACAAAAGCAACAAGUGAUUUAUUACGUGAUCUUGGUGCAACAAUAAAAGACGGUAUUGCUGUUGAGCUUGAUCUUGAUUCAGCAAUAAUUGGCUUUGAAGUUAUUGGUGAUAAUAAAGUUGAUGUUGCAUUUCAUCUUGAAGAAUUAACAAGAAGUAGAAGUUUAUCAUUACUUGGAUCAAUUGCUGAUGCAACAACAUCAAGAUUCAUGCAUAGACCAUUAUUAUUUGAAGCUGAAAAUGGAAUAAUGGCACUUGAACAAAAAGACAUGAUUAAUGAUGAACAAAAAAAUGAUCAUCCAUCAGCAACUGUUGUCUUAAUUACAGCAAGUGCAUUUAUCAUUGGUAGUCUUAUUAUUCUACUGAUGAUUUAUCGUAAAAAAACAAACAUAAAAUAUUGCACACCAAGACCAGUGUCAGCUGAACAACGGUUUUUAGCAUACAACAAACAACCAGUCUACAUAAUAUCAGCUCCUGAAAAUGAUGAAAAAGAUAAUAAACAAAAUUUUUCAUCAUCUGAUAAAAUUGCUGAAGCCUAAUAAAAAUAAUUCCUCAAUUUAUUAUUAAACAAAUAUAAUUAACUUUUUUCUUUUCUUGAAUUUUUGGCUAAAAAAAAAAAAUAGUAAACCUUUGUAAAUUCAAGAAAAAAAAAAAAUAAAUUCAUCAAUUAUUAAUUUAGAAAAUCAAAUUAUUAUUUGAUCUAAAUAAAUAAUACGGCCACGGUAAUUUUCCCUGAUAAUUUCCCGAUUAUAUCUUGACAAUUAAAAAUAAUAAUUUAUCCGGAUAUUUUUAGUAAGUGAAAAAAAUUAAAAAAUGUAUUUUUUUUUUUUUUUUAAUCAGGGAAAAUAACCGGAUGCGCCGUAAAUCAAUAUUAUCAAAUCGAUAAAUAUUUAAAAUAUAUCGAAAUAUUAAAAUAAUGUUUUUUUAAGCGAAAAUUUUACACAUUUAACAAUUUUUUUUUUAAAAUAACUAAGAAUUAAUAAUUCUUGCAGUUUUUAAAUUAUUAUGUUAAAUGUAGAUUUUGUAGACGCGUAUCGUGUACCCACAAAAUGAAAAAAAAAAAUGCAAAGUGAUAAUACAUUGUAAUGCUUAUCGUAAUUAAUAUAUUGAUAAAAAAAAAACAAACAUUAUGAUUGUCGAUCCAUAAACUCGAUUUAUUUUAAGGUGUUUAGGGGAUUGUACAUAUCGAUAUAUAAAAAUUUAUAAUAAUUAUAUUAAUCACUUUGUUUAGAUAAUAAUAUUUAUAAAAAAAAAAAUUUAUAAUAAUUAAUUAAUAUCAAUAAUACUAUUCAUGAAUAUUGUUUUAUAUUUCAUUCAUCAGUCAUCAAUUUAUUUAUUGUAUGCAUUUAAAUCAUCGUUAUUUAAAAUAUAUAUUAUAAUUAUUAGUUUAAUAAUUUAAAUUGAAAAUUGUAAAUGUAGAAAAUUAUUUAAAAAUUCUUGUAUUACAUUUAAUACUAUAUGAUCGAUGCAAGUCAAAAAAUAAAUAAAUAAAAUUCGAUUUAAAAAUAU
Aphidius gifuensis is the source of this 5410-nucleotide messenger RNA. Its product is annotated as balbiani ring protein 3. Bases 376 to 4440 code for a protein of 1354 amino acids. Gene Ontology annotation, biological process: cell-matrix adhesion. NCBI's taxonomy places the organism in Eukaryota, Metazoa, Arthropoda, Insecta, Hymenoptera, Braconidae. The transcript has 9 exons. The record is from RefSeq and is a predicted model, not a curated record. Gene Ontology annotation, molecular function: serine-type endopeptidase inhibitor activity. Gene Ontology annotation, cellular component: extracellular region; basement membrane.